AUUUGGCGACGUGUACCCGGUGUGUGGAAGUGUUCAGGUAUCUCACCUCCGCCGGGGGAAAACUUGCCAUAAAAAACCUUAAAAGCCUUACAGGAGCGGAACUAUGGGGGGAUCGCAGAGUGUGGAGAUACCAGGAGGAGGUUCCGAGGGCUACCACGUCCUCCGGGUUCAGGAGAACUCCCCUGGACAUCGUGCAGGACUGGAGCCUUUCUUUGACUUCAUUGUCUCCAUCAAUAACACCAGACUGAAUAAAGACAAUGACACGUUAAAGGACUUACUGAAAGCCAGUGUGGAGAAACCCGUCAAGAUGCUGGUUUACUCCUCCAAGACCCUGGAGCUGCGGGAGUCCACGGUGACCCCCAGUAACCUGUGGGGCGGCCAGGGCUUGCUCGGAGUCUCCAUUCGUUUCUGCAGCUUUGAAGGAGCCAAUGAGAAUGUGUGGCAUGUGCUGGAAGUGGAGCCUAAUUCUCCUGCAGCCCUCGCUGGCUUGCGGCCGCACACUGACUACAUCAUCGGAGCCGACACUGUUAUGAAUGAGUCAGAGGACCUUUUCUCUCUGAUUGAGAGCCACGAGGGGAAAGGCCUGAAGCUGUACGUGUACAACACAGACACCGACAACUGCAGAGAAGUGGUCAUCACACCCAACAGUUCCUGGGGAGGGGAGGGCAGCCUCGGUUGCGGGAUUGGCUACGGAUACCUCCACAGGAUUCCCACAAGGCCUUUCGAGGAGGGGAAGAAGUUUAGCUUCCCUGGAAACUCCCCCAGUGAGCCUGUUAGUCCGCUGAAGGAUGGAUUCACCGAGGUCCAGCUCUCAGCCGUGACUCCGCCUCCCACCGCCCCCACCGUUCCCUCCGGCCUUGAAGAUUCGCUCUCCGGCCUGUCAAUCAGCACCACGGCGCCCACAAUGCCCAGUGAGCUGCAGACAGGUUUACCCACAGUGCCCCUGCUCCCCUCCUCCACCAGCCCCUCCCUCAGCCCACUCUCCCCACUGAAUCCUGCCGCCACCACCUUCAGCCCCGCCACCACGCUACCAGGUCUCAUGCCCCUCCCAGCCGGUUUACCUCCACUCCCCAACCUGCCAAACCUUAACUUGCCACUCCCCGACCUCAGCGCCGUGUCGCUAGCAGGCGGCAGCACCUUACCCCCACCCAUAGGAGCAGCAGGCGUCCCCCCUCUGGCCCCCCUCCCUCCCCUCAACCUGCCCGGCCUGGCCCCGCUGCCCCCUCUACCCACCAUGCUGCCCUCCCAGCUUCCCCCUCUCCUCCCCCAGAGCGUGGCGCCCAUCCUCCCCGCCUCCUCCGCCCCCGCAGCCUCCGUCACAGUCACACCGGCGCCUGUGGCUGAGGUCGCCGUCGCGCCUACGGCCCCCACAGAACCACCAGCCCCCACGGAAACGACACUAACGUCGUCCUAACCUGGGAAAGAAGACCCCGCUUCAUCAAACCAAAACACACACCUGGUUACUCUCUUUCCCCCCCGUCUGCCUUUCUCUGUGUUUUUCUAUUUAUUUGGCCCAGAGGGACAGGCUGCACCAGUUCAGACGUGGAAGUCUGCGGCUGAACAGGCCUGUGCGGAGCGAUGAAGAGCGGAGGACGCAUGUAGACCGGUCCGACCAACACGUCUCGUUGCAGAGGGGCUGGUGGCGCUGCUGCAGAAGGACGAGGUGUGUUCUUCAGUUUGUAGUAACGUUUCACACGUCUGCGGCUACAACCAGGCACAGAACUUUAUUAUUAGGACUUUCCUCCUUUUCUGAUCUGGAAAUCCUUUUUCUGUUUCACACACCUUUGUUUUUUUUUUUUAUAUUAACAUGUAUGUAUAAAAGGGGCUGGAUGAUAAACCAUACGCACUUAAAUCAUCUAAAUCACAGACCUCAAACUCAUUUUAGUUCAUGGGCCACAUAGACCCCGAUAUGAUCUAAAGAGGACCCGGAAAAUAACAAUAGAAUAACCUGCAAGUGUCUGUUUUGGAGUGAAUAAAGUAAAAUUACAUUAUGAAAAUAUUUACAUCUACAAACUGUCCUUUUAAAAAGUGUGAAUAACAUGAACCACCUGAAAUUUCUAAAGAAUAAGUGUAAUUUUAACAAUAUUAUGUC
Molecule: messenger RNA, 2092 nt
Organism: Sphaeramia orbicularis (orbiculate cardinalfish)
Lineage: Eukaryota; Metazoa; Chordata; Actinopteri; Kurtiformes; Apogonidae
Product: Golgi reassembly-stacking protein 2-like
Exons: 10
Coding region: 104-1414 (436 amino acids)
Biological process (GO): Golgi organization
Cellular component (GO): Golgi apparatus
Molecular function (GO): protein binding
Source: RefSeq, a predicted model, not a curated record